GUAAGUUUGGUUUAGGAGAAGAGAAUGACAUACAGUCUUAUAAAUAUUAUCAUUAUUCAGUGUCAGGCUUAGGGUUUUGGGAAUCGAUGGAAGGGAGAAGUGACGUGGACGCAGCAGCGGACCGAAUUUCCAAAUUGCCAGAGCCAAUUUUGCAGCAUAUCUUGUCUUUCCUUCUUGCUAAAGAUGCCGCUCAAAUGAGUACAUUGUCCAAGGUUUGGGAUAGUGCUUGGAAUUCACUCUCCUCUAAUUUUGGUGAUAAAUUCCUCAAGUCAAAAGACAUGCCAAAGCUCGUCAAUGUUGUGAAUCAAACCCUAGCAAAUCGGCAAAAGCACAAGAUUUCCAUGCAAAAAUUCUCUCUAGGAUUACCACAUCAUCGUUGGCUUUCUUAUGUCGAUGAUUGGAUUAAGAUACUCAUAGCUUGUAAUAUCAAAGAGUUGAAUCUAAGAGUAAGCAGACCUAUUUAUGAAGGCAAACUCGAAUACAACAGCUUGCCCGAGGCAAUCUUUGCUGCCAAAGCACUAAAUGUGCUGCGUUUGGAUGGAUUUAAGAUUGAAUUGCCUUCUAAUGGUAUAAAGUUUUCAUCUUUGCGAGAGUUGCGCCUCUCUGACGUAUUUUUGAACGAGGAAUUUAUUCAGGCUCUGUGCACAAGCUGCUGCAAUUUAGAGGAUUUGUAUUUGCAGAACUUUGAUGGACUUGCCAGUUUUCAAGUUGGGUGAUACUUCUUUACCUAAACUGAAAAAGGUAAACUUGGAAUUUUGCCCUUUUGUAUUUCAAUUGGUUGAUAUUGCAGCAAUUAAUCUUGAAGAUCAUAAGAUCUACAGCCUUUAUGGGAAUCUAAAGGUAGUUAAAAUAACUGCUUGCAAAGCCCUCAAGACGUUGUACCUCAAUUGCGUUGCUGUCACUGAUGAAUGGUUAGAGAGCCUUUUUUCCAGUCUACCUAUCUUUGAAAUCUUUAAAUUAUUCGGUUGUGAGACAUUGAAAAACAUGAAGAUCACGAGUGAUAGGCUCAAAUGGCUGAUGGCCUCACGGUGUGAUAAUCUGAUUGCUGUUGAAUUGGACACUCCUAAUUUAAUAAAGUUCCAAUACAAUUGUCAUCCACUGUCAACAUUCAAAUUGAAAGCUUCAAUUUUGCUGGAAGCCAGUUUCUGCUUAACCCCGGAAGCUGACGACAAUCAUUGGCACUCUAAGCUCACGAAAUUUCUUGCUAACUUCAAUCAUUCCAAGGUUAUUGAAUUGUCGUGCCACUGCGACAGGGUAAUAGUUAUACCAAAAGACCUGAGAGAAAACUUCCUUCCUCCCCUAUAUGGUACUAAUAUUUUGCAAGUAAACCUUCAGAAUCAAUCGAACUAUUCAGUUGUCGACGUUAUUGAUAGCAUGCUUUGGAUUUCUCCUCACCUGGGCACCCUAUCUUUUAUUACCCGAGCUCCCGGCUUAAAGACCCUCAAGUUUAUAUAUGAAGAUGCAUCGGAUGAUGAUGAGAAGCCUUGUUGUGCAUCUCUACCAUGGAAAUGUUGGAGGCAUGUGUUAAAGAAAGUCAAAUUGCAAAACUUUACAUGUAUGGAGCAACAAGAGUUGAGAAACUACUUUUUCGCAAAUGCAGAUAUCUCGGAGAUGGUUGUGAUUCCCCUAGACUGCAGCCUUUGAGUCAAAUAUUUCUUCACUUAUUGUAUUUUAAAUAAAAGUUUUCAUGAUUUCUUCGGUGAUGUUGUGUUUAAUCUUUAAUCUUUUACAAUAGGGAUGUUUUGAAUAAAUUUGUUCAUGUCGGUUCGGUC
This is a messenger RNA of Nicotiana tabacum (common tobacco), 1772 nucleotides long. The record is from RefSeq and is a predicted model, not a curated record. Lineage: Eukaryota; Viridiplantae; Streptophyta; Magnoliopsida; Solanales; Solanaceae.